AUGUCCAGUGUAGAUCUACGCCGGGGGACGGUAAGAUGGGGUCGCCCUCGCAGUACCGCCCAGUUCGCUACCCGCCUUGCCCUGCUACUCGUCAGUUUGCUCUCGUCGGCAUACAGCAGUCCCGUGUUCCCGUUCACAUCGUUUCAAGCUAGCAGAAACCUUCGACAUCUUCCCUGCGUGGUACGCAAUACCGGUGAGGAAGGUAUUUGCAUGUUUGCUAUCGAUUGCUUUAAGUCCAAUGGGACACAUCUGGGCGUGUGCAUCGAUAAAAUAUUCUUUGGUUCUUGCUGUCAAGUCAAUGAUGAUCGGUUGCUGUUUGAUCCAGACAUUACGGACAAUAGUAUAGAUCACAACUCUGUUGGAAAUUUCCAACAUUUCCCUCAAUCCUCUGUGAUGAAUACGCACAGAAAACCACCACUCACGGAAACGCGCUUACCGACCACACCAGCUAGCAAUGGAACCAAGUACGAACUCCUCAGUACCUCGACGACUACGAGACGAACGACCUCGAAGAACAAUCGUCGCACAACCUCCACAAUGCGUACUACGAAAGCUCCUCUAAAGGUUCAGCAAAAAGAUGAUGUACCGACGACUACAGAGUACCAAGAAUUCACAACCUUUCAAUACGUACAGAGUAGUAAAAAUCCUGCCGGCUCUCAAUCCCCCUCGUCAACGGGUGCAGGAGCAAACAAACGUCCUUCCGCGCGUCCCACUGGUCCAAGCUUGGUGACGCAGGACAAUCGAGCUAAUACUACUAGAACAACUACUCCCAAGCCUUAUAAAAAUCGUCGGCCUACAACUAACAAAACGACAACGAUACGACCUCCUAAUCGACGACCUCCCAGCCAGCCAUUAACGACAAGUACGGAAACCCCAACAACGACACUACCCUCGACGACUAGGAAAGUAUCUGGACAAAACACUAGACAACCAACAACUUCAACAACCAUUGGAUCCCGUAAGCCUCCCAGCACGAUUGCCGCGGCACAAACGCAAACCACCAUUGCCUCCAGACGACCAACAACGACUCAGUCUUCACCGAAAACGGAAUCAACAACGCCUUCUGUGACGUAUUCACGACGACCAACAACGUCUCCUUCGUUGGUGCCUUUAACAAAACCCACAUCAAACCGAAGACGACCUACGACUAGUACGACACAAUCGACCACAACGACGGUGACGGCUACGGCUAGCACCGAUACAACUCGGGCUCCUCGUCCAAGACCUAAACCAACUUCCCAGGUAGCCACCGUACCGGCAACAUCCUUAGAUCAUCUGAUCGAAACACACUCUACCAGCUCUGAAUCCUCGUCCAGUGUUGCUAUUUCAACUAGUACCACUAAGCCGACGUACCCAACAACAACUGUUAAAGUAACGCAACCUACAACGCCAACACCCACACCAACUACGGCUUCCUCCACUAAGAGAACCACUCAAUCCGAACCUUCCGUACAAUCAUCAACCGUGAAGGUCCCAGAAUCUUCCCUAGAACUAGGUGAUAGUGGAGACCUUGCGACACUUUCCCGUCCGGGUCUCGUUACUUGGACGAGUAUUCUGGAAGACACACCUACGGAGCGUCCCAAUGUCAAUCAAGGCCCAACAACUUCCAACAGUUGGAUACUUAUACAGACACUAACCCCCGAAGAGGUCAUUGCUAGCAAUCAAACUAACCAGCAUGAACCAUCAUCCUCCACUCACAUACCACCAGCAUCCGUCGAGGUGUCCUUCUCGCAGGAUACCAAGCUACCGAUCGAAUCGCUUCUCCCGGAAGCGGCGUACGUGUACAAUACAGUCCAAGAGGAACCUGCUCAAAGCAUCCUCCUGCUUCCGGGCGCUCUCUCCGUACAUUCGCAAGUAACGUCCACUUCUCGAUCCCCCGGACAAACCAAUCUCGAAUCCUUGGAAGCUAGUGCAAAAACCACAGAGAGUUCCCUCGCCAGUAACGGCACCUACAUCAAACAGAGUACGAGGGAGCCACCGAGUACGAUCACCACAAUUCGCCACCCAUCCAUCGUGCCGUCGACAACUGCCAGUAGCACGACGGUUACCGGACACGGUACGAUGCCUUCCAUCGACCAGCUGUCUAUCACCAAGUCCCCCCAUAAGCCCAGUAGCCAACCGAUCGAGAUUAACGAAUCGCUCCCAACGACAUCAACCUCCGUGACAUCAACGACCAUUGCAACUACACCGACAACGACGAUUCCGCCCGCGAAUGUAGCUUCGACUCAUUUUACAUCCUCUGCCGCACCGACAUUAACGACCAGUGAUAUGUUUGCGAGCGUAUCCGAACAGACAUCAUCAGCAUCUAGCGAGGAAUCUGGCACAUCGUCUACUACUGAUGCUUGGUCAUCUUCCAAACGCCCCGUCGAUGCGAUCUCCACCACGGAAGCGAUGCUCGUCCGUGAGACCACAACUGCUGUGGACGAGUCGAUCGAAAGCGCCACGGAAGGCAGUGGAGAGGAAGAGUCCGGCAGUGGAAGCGAAGAAGGUUCCAGCGAGGAAGAGGAAGAAGAAGAGGAAGCAACAGAUGAAAGUGAAGAAACCACCGAUGCCACCACCGCCUCGAUCGAGAACGUUACCGGCUCCCUGCACAAGGUGACGAACGAAAGCAGCACACUCGCGACUUCAACUCCGGCGAGUACCUCCUCAUCCCAGAGCACGACAGUGUCCUCGACCUCGACAUCGUUCGAGCCCAACACUAUGACAGCCUCCACCUUGUCACCGGUUUCGAUCUCUAGCGGCAUGACGAGCCCAAGCUCGGUCUCAUCAACGCUGUCAACGAUGUCAAACGAUUCGACGACAGCAUCGCCACUGCCGCCUGUGACAUCCGACCGAGGUCCAACCACCGAGGACACGACAACCGGAAUGCCCAUCAAGUUCCCCGAGCAACCGGCCGGCAAUCAGUCGGCGCUUCCGACAACGACCACACUGUCGAUGCUCGCCAACGUAACCACGGACGGUGUAACGCUGGCACCGGAUUUCCUGACCACAUCCACCCUGCCAACACUCGAGGGCAUUGAUUAUCGAUCGGUGUGCGGCAAACGGAUGUUCCCCGAGCCACGCAUCGUCGGUGGCACGAAGGCAGCGUUUGGCCGUUGGCCCUGGCAAAUCUCGCUGCGUCAGUGGAGAACGUCCACCUAUCUGCAUAAGUGCGGUGCGGCCCUGCUGAACGAAAACUGGGCCAUCACAGCUGCCCACUGCGUUGACAAUGUACCACCGUCGGAUCUGUUGUUACGGUUAGGCGAGUACGAUCUGGCGUUGGAGGAGGAACCUUACGGUUAUCAGGAGCGCCGGGUACAGAUCGUCGCCUCUCAUCCACAGUUCGAUCCGCGAACGUUCGAAUACGAUCUAGCACUUUUGAGAUUCUACGAACCGGUGAUCUUCCAACCGAACAUCAUACCCGUCUGUGUGCCGGAGAACGAUGAGAACUUCAUCGGGAGAACAGCAUUCGUUACCGGGUGGGGUCGUUUAUACGAAGAUGGGCCGUUGCCGAGUGUGCUACAGGAGGUUACCGUGCCGGUGAUUGAAAAUAAGAUCUGCGAGACGAUGUACCGGAGCGCCGGUUAUAUCGAGCACAUUCCGCACAUUUUUAUCUGCGCCGGUUGGAAGAAGGGAGGAUAUGACUCUUGUGAAGGUGACUCCGGUGGUCCGAUGGUAAUUCAGCGUUCAGACAAGCGGUUCCUGCUCGCGGGUGUCAUUUCCUGGGGUAUUGGUUGCGCUGAACCAAACCAACCCGGUGUCUACACUAGGAUAUCUGAGUUCCGGGAUUGGAUUAACCAGAUUCUACAGUUCUAA
Molecule: messenger RNA, 3795 nt
Organism: Anopheles marshallii
Lineage: Eukaryota; Metazoa; Arthropoda; Insecta; Diptera; Culicidae
Gene: Np
Product: mucin-5AC
Exons: 10
Coding region: 1-3795 (1264 amino acids)
Biological process (GO): proteolysis
Molecular function (GO): serine-type endopeptidase activity
Source: RefSeq, a predicted model, not a curated record